Molecule: messenger RNA, 2742 nt
Organism: Pyricularia pennisetigena
Lineage: Eukaryota; Fungi; Ascomycota; Sordariomycetes; Magnaporthales; Pyriculariaceae
Exons: 7
Coding region: 40-2742 (900 amino acids)
Biological process (GO): proteolysis
Cellular component (GO): membrane; cell wall
Molecular function (GO): serine-type endopeptidase activity
Source: RefSeq, a predicted model, not a curated record
CUCUUCACCUCCGGCGAUAUUUCGCUGCAUGUCAGGAAGAUGCGAUUCUCGGCCAUCCUUCUCACAGCCAUCCACCUUUGUGGUGUGUAUGCGCUGAGCCGUCGCGAUGAGAUCCUGGAACAGGCAGCCGCGAACGCAGCGAACCAGUAUAUUGUCGAAUACAAGACGACCCAGCUGGCCGCCCGCGAUGUAGAGGCAUCUCUCGCCUCACUCGAGGGCGUCGCAAUCCGCAGCUCUUUCGACAGCCCCAUAUUCCGCGGCGCCAGUGUAGAGGUCGCAGAUGGACUCGACGCCAAGGGUCUCGCGGCCCUGCCAAACGUCGCACGCGUGUGGCGGAAUGAGAUCGUCACGGUUGAGGAGGCCACGCCCGGCGAGUUCUUCCCUGACGAUGCCGCCGCCGUCAAGUACGACGUCUACUCGGCCACUGGAGUCGACAGGCUUCAUGCGGAUGGUAUCUUUGGUCAAGGCGUCAAGGUCGGCGUCAUUGACACCGGUGUUGCGUACAGUCACCCUGCUCUUGGCGGGGGCUUUGGUCCUGGCUUCAAGGUUGCUGGAGGCUGGGAUUUUGUGGGCAAUGGGGCGUUUCCGUCGGACCCAAAGAAGCCCGACGCCGACCCGGACGACCAGAGAGGCCAUGGAACCCACGUCGCUGGCAUCAUUGCCGGUGUAGGCAAGGCUUGGACCGGCGUCGCCCCCAACGCUACCAUAUAUGCCUACAAGGUCAUGGGCACACUGGACGUGACCGACGUGGAGACACUGAUCGAAGCCCUUCUGAGGGCCUAUGACGAUGGCAUGGACGUUAUCACCAUCAGCAUUUCGACCCCGGCCGGCGGUGGCUUUGCCGAUAUUGCCUGGGCAGAGGUUGCAUCUCGAAUCGUGGAGCAAGGAACCGUGGUCACCAUGUCUGCCGAUAACAAAGGCGACAGGGGCUUGUUCUGGAUCGGCGACGGGUCUUCGGGUCGUAACGUGAUUGCCGUCGCUUCCGUCGAUGCCAACUCGAGUGCAUCGGCCGCCUUCACUCUUGACUUUCACGCAGCAGAUGGCACCAAGAAGAGUGUUGUUUCGGGAUACAUUGCUGCUCCAAAACACUGGCCAUCUACAAUCCGCGACUGGCCGGUGAUCCCAAUGAACUUCAACACCAGCGAUCCUGCAGACGGAUGCAACCCGUACCCCGCCGGCACGCGGAAUCUUACAAACACAAUCCCCCUUGUCCGCCGUGGAACCUGCACGUUUGCUGUCAAGCUUGGUCACCUCGCCGCCCUCGGCGCUCAAUAUGUCAUGAUAUACAACAACGACAGCCCACUUCUCGACCCGAGCACAGACGAUGCCAAGCAGAGCAUGGGACUGGUCACAGCCGCGACAGGCAAAGCCAUCAUCGAAGCCGUGAAGGCCGGAGGAAACGUGACGGCCAGCUUCACACUCGACCCGGAAUCCCCCGUGGGCAUACCGAACCCAUCCGGAGGCCGCCCCAGCAUCUUUACUUCAUGGGGCCCCCUGUACGACCUCACCCCGAAGCCCGAGAUUGCCGCACCCGGCGGGCUCAUCUUCAGCACGUACCUCAACGGUGGCUAUCUGCAGAUGAGCGGCACCAGCAUGGCGACCCCCUACGUCGCCGCAACCGCGGCGCUGUAUAUUGGUGUCCACGGCGGCGGGGACAGGGCGAGCCGCCCAGCCGGGUUCGCGGCCCAGGUGCGCAGGAGAAUCAUCACGAGCGGCAUGGCCCUCCCCUGGUCCGAUGGCAGCGAGACGGACUUUGGCGUGGCGGCGAGCGUGGCGCAGGUGGGAAACGGGCUGGUCAACGCCUACAAGGUCGUCAAGUACGACACGGCGGUCGACUCUGAGCCCCUGGCUCUCAACGAUACUGCCAACUUUCAUGGGGAGCAGAAGAUUGUCGUGUGGAACAAUGGGAGCUCCGCCGUGACCUACACCGUGUCUGUUUCUGCAUCUGGGGGCUUUGAGAUGUUUAAUGCCCAGGGCCAGGUGAAGAAGUUUACAGAGAUCAGCCCUCUCGCCAUGGAGGUUGACGCUCAGGUGCCUGAGCCUUUUGUGCUUCAGGCUGGGGAGGAAAAGACGGUCAGUAUAACAUUCGCCAACCCAUACAGCAAGGGAUGGAACGCAAAAGUGCUGCCCAUAUACAGCGGCAAGGUUUUGAUCUCGGGCAGCAACGGCGAGCAGCUGUCUGUCCCCUACCUUGGCAUGGCCUCGGACCUCGAAGCCGAGAUGAAUCCUAUAUGGGCGACUGGCUUCCCUUUUUCCAGGUCGGGUACGGGAUUUGUAGAUAUAAAAGUCAAGGCAUACUACACCUUCAACCUUAGCCGCACCACCCAGGACUUUCCCAAGAUCUUCACCAGCCUUCGGUACGGAUCCGAUCAAGUGCGGUGGGAUAUCUUCGAGGCGGGAUGGACCGAAGCCAGCUGGACGUGGCCCCUCGUCCCCGGCACGGGCGGCUACAUCGGCCCUGUUGCGGAGUGGACGCAGGACGCCAACUACGUCCCGGGACGGCACAACGCCAGCCUCGUCACACCGCUCCCCCGGCCCGCCGGUACCCGCCACGGGAGCAACCAGUUCUUUUGGCUCGGAAGGCUGGGCCACAAUGGGUCUCAGAUCGCGCCGGGCAACUACACGAUGCGUUUUGCCGCCCUCAGGCCGUUUGCGGAUCCGGCAAAGUCCGAGUCGUGGAGCUUGUUCACGACGCCCGAGAUACAGGUGCGGCCGUGUCCUGGGUGUGUCGACUUGCCCUAG